Molecule: messenger RNA, 5889 nt
Organism: Auanema sp. JU1783
Lineage: Eukaryota; Metazoa; Nematoda; Chromadorea; Rhabditida; Rhabditidae
Source: the annotation of a GenBank genome assembly
AUGACAGUCAGUACUCAUAUAGCUGAAAUACUUAGGCAAGGAGUAUGGGCUUCUCUAACUGGCGGAUGGUAUUAUGAACCAAGUCAUUCUAUAUUUUGUAAUACAAUUCAUUUGUAUUUAUGGCUUUUACUUUUUAUUUUACCGUUAAUUGUUGGCAUCGUGUUAAAUGGGAAAGAAUCUUUUACGGCGGUUUUUGUCUACACUUCUUUCAUUUUUGCUUUAUUUACAAUAUUGAAGGUGCUAGUAACUUAUUUACACGUAAUUUUUGAUACUACCGAGCCUGUGAUUACUAAUAAACAAACAGAUGAAGGCUCAAAAGAAGUUAUUGAAUUAGCAGAAAUGAAUACGAAUCGUAACACUGAUCAACCAGGGUGUUCUACACAAGCUUCUGAAGUGACGUCUCAAAGACCGACUUAUCGUAGGCCUUACACGAGAGUUCAAGAAAACGAUUACACGUUUUUCGAUGAAAGACCUCCCAUUCGCGAAGAAACUGUUAAACCUUCCGGAUCAGUACCCAAAGUAGUUUUCAAAACAGAGAAAGCACGAUCUGUGGUGGAUACAAGUUCAUCUAAAAAUCGUGCUACUGAUCUCAGAAGGAGGUUUUCUGAACCGAUUCUGAACUCUACAUCAUCUUCUCAUGUCAGAAGAAUGUCUGAUGGUAACUUAGGGGCGAGUGAGUGUUCUGCUUCCGUAUCCAAAGUCUACAGUUCCCAAGAUAAGACGAAGACCGAUACCGAGAAAAAAGAUGAAGGUAAUGAGGCUGAUGUUGAGCUGUCGGAAGUUAGUGAAACUUUCCUUCGGUUUACGGAAACAAAGGAUUCUAACGACUGCUCUGACAAACCAUCAACGAGCAAAGAUUGUAUGAAAAGUAUGAUUCAACGCCCAGGAACACCCAUUAAUCUAGUUUGUCACGUAGACCAACAAAUGGAUUGUUUGACUGAUAGGCCAUCUACAUCUAGUGCCGCUUGGCUGCCUGUUCGAGUAUCAUUGAACGAAGGUGAAAAAUCGGAUGGAGCACUGGUGAAGUCGGAAGAUGAGCAUGAUCCUAGUUUCUUACAAUCUGAAUUGACACAAAUGCUUUUUCAUCUGGUGGAACCUCCUGGGAGCGGUAUUGGUGCCAUUCAAACAGAUCAACUGAGUAAACUUGCGAGAAUGUUCCCUAGACAACAACAAUUCCGAAAUCAGAACCGUUCACGUUCUGCAUCAUCAGCUGUGUCAGCUCUCGCUGAGCUAGCUUGCAGAUCGGGAACUCAUGUCGCCUCAGGACAUGAAGAUACUUCCCAAGGCGCUGUACACUCCUUCCAAGAUGCUGAAGGAAAUUGGUGGACUUAUACAUUUGACGAGCAUGGAGUCGGUACAGCCCAUGCUCUGGGUUCGAGCUCUACCGUGUGGGAGACCAUUCAAAAAGAACGACUUACGGAGGCCGCUAGUACUGUUCGUCCCAGAUUAGAUGUUCUUCACGAAUCCACUUAUGCUAGCAGUGAAGAAGACGAAGAUAACCAUCCAUCGACUUCGCUUACAAAAGUUCAAACAACGAGGAGAGAACGUGCUUUGUCUUCGUCUAGUAAUGAAAGCUACACUUAUAUACCUUCUCUACCGGCCAGCGUUAUUCUUCCAACUAGAACCGGUGCUCCUCGCAGACAAGUUGUUUCUUUUGUUAAUGUGGCUUCUCGAUUUCGUUCCGCUGUUCGGGUUCCAGAAGAAAGACGUCUAGGUGAUUUGGACCAAAUCAUGGAGUUAUUAGAUGGAAGGCGUUCUGACUCAGAUAGCCGUGAUAGCACUAGUUUUAAUUAUGAUCAAAGACGAUCUGUCAGUGGACCACUUCAUACUCGCAUGCUUGAAAUGCAAGAACGAAUUUUUUGCUUGGACAUGAUAUCUGCUUUUGAAGAAAACGAAACAAGGAAGCAACCUGGGAAAAAGAGUUAUUAUCAGAUGAAGAUGUUCCCGAUAUCAAAUAAAUGCAUAAAAGUGAAUCUUGAUCGUCUAGCAGUAGCUGCACUGUUCGAUCGUAAUCGAAGCGUUGUUUCGUGUGUAUGCGAUGUACUAUUGGCAAGCAUGGUUUCUGUACUCGCUUCUUUGGUACUGAACUCGGGUAUCUAUUAUGACCUCAGUUUGUUCUUUUUUGCAUUUGGUGUAGCCGGAGCUCAUUUUUCUCUUUUAAAAAGUGUACAGCCUGACGCUGCGUCUCCGAUUCAUGGUUUCAACUGGCUUGUAGCAUAUAGCCGGCCGAUAUACUUUUCCAUAUUGUGCAUAAUACUUCUGACUGUGAAUGCGUAUGUUGCAGAAGAUUUUGAGGAUACGGUGGCAUGGAAUUGGAAUCCGUACAGGCUUUUCGAUGGAACUGAUGCCUCCAUUCUCCUGGGCGUGCGAGAUUUAGUGUCUAGUUGUUUGUUACUACUACCAAUUGCUUGUACGUUAGGAUGGUUGCCACAGGUUAGCACUCUUGUUCAUCAUGUGCUGGAACAAAUUGAAAUGCAUUUCUUCGGUGGAACAGCCUCCUUCGGUGUUCUUUCCACACUUAUCCAGAUCUUCAAAAGUGUGUUCUGUUGGUUUUUUUUAGUUGGAAUCAUAAUGCUCGCUAAAGAAACAAAUCCUAACACUACUCAAAACCCCGGGUUUUCAACAUUCCUAGCAUUAGCUGUUGGCUUUUCAUAUAUAUUGAGCAGAUUCUCUUCAAACAUCGAACUCUCAGUAGUAAUCUUCAAAUCGUUCUGGAAAGCUGUAUGCAAUCUUGCUAAGCGAGUUUGUGGGUAUAAUAACAACGAGAGUGAUACUGAAACGACAGAAGAUGAAGCUCGAAGUUUGGGAGUGCAUAUUCCACACGAAAUAUUCGAUUCUGUUACGGUUCGAGCUCGCCACGAUCUACUUUUUGCCAUUUUCAUAUCAUGCGCAGUGUUCGCUCUACACUCUUCCUCUGUUUUUACUGUAACUCGUCCAUAUUUCUUUCAUACUAUUGCCAUAAUUUGCUCACUGACAAGUAUCUUGAAUCAUUACGUCUAUCCUCAACUGAGAACACACACUCCUUGGAAACUGGUUGCCAAACCAAUUUUAAAAUCAAGCGAGUUCAGUCUCUUUGAAUGUGUGAAUGAAGCACGUUUGAUGUCCUUCGAACGGGUAUAUGUUUGGUUGCAGGCGCUGGAACGAAACAUUCUUUAUCCAUUGCUCAUUGUUUGUCUCAUGUGUGAUUGUGCCUGGAGUUUGCCACUUGGAGCAUACUUAACUCCUCUGAUUUGCUUACGGUUGCUGAGAGGAGGGUUUUCACAUCCUCAGCUCCUCUAUGUUCCUUUGAUUCUUUCUCUUAUCAUAACCAGAUAUGAUUGGGCUUCUCAUGUUCCUAUAAUUUUUGAAAAGCUCUCUCCAUCUGCUCUGUUUGCUGUUACGUUUUACAUAUCAGUUAUUCUGUAUCCGAAAUGGCUGGAGCUGUAUUUGAAAAUCAACUUCAUCAUGGCUUAUGUUGCUCCUUGGCAAAUCAGUUGGGGAUCAGCAUUCCAUGCGUUUGCACAGCCUUUCUCUGUUCCUCAUUCCGCAUUGCUGUGGAUUCAGACUAUUGUAUCCAGUAUAGUCAGUGCUCCUCUCAAUCCUUUCUUAGGUUCCUCAUUCUUUUUGUCGUCUUAUGUGCGACCUGUGAAGUUUUGGGAACGGGAUUAUAACACCAAACGAAGUGAUGCAUCUAAUAUAAGAUUAUCGGCUCAAAUAGAUAGAGGACCAAUGCUGGAUGAUAGUAACUUGAAUGCUGUGUUUUAUGAACACUUAACCAGAAGUUUACAAAAGAGCUUGGCAGGCGAUUUGGCUAUGGGCAGAUGGGCAACUAGUGUUCACCCUGGAGAUUGUUUCAUUUUAGCUGGGUUUUAUUUGAACUGCUUGGUCCAUAUCGUAGAAGUAGGCAAUGGGUUUAUAACUUUCCAAUUGAGAGGACUCGAAUUCCGAGGCACCUACUGCCACCAACGAGAGGUUGAAGCAAUAACAGAAGACCAAACAGAAGGAACAGGAUUCUGUUGUUGCUCUCCGGGCUCAUUGCCAGGCUUUUUAUCCUUAAACACUGCUUGGGGAUUGCGAUGGUUAGCCUGGGAGGUGGUAGCAGCCAAAUAUGUUGUUGAUGGUUACUCAAUCACGGAUAACUCUGCGGUAAAUCUGCUCCAAGUUCAUGAGCUCAGAAGAUUACUGGUUUCUCUCUACGUUAAAUGCAUAAUAUUCCACGCAAUAAGUUCUGAAAAGUUAUCAGAAUGGCUGAAAAAUGAAACAGUGCGGAAAACCGUUGAGACAGUUGUUAAGACGAAGUUCAUUGAUGUAGAUAAUAUGUUUGGUGCCGUUAACGAUGAAGAUUAUGACUGUCACGAAGGGGGAAUAUCCAAAGCUUCAUUUAUGGAAUGGUAUUCUGAAUGGAUGAAGUAUUGCUUAUCGAGAAAAACAACGAGCGAGGAAGAAGAAACACCACCGUUUGAAGAAGUUGUAGCUUUGUGUUACAUACUAUCGCUCGUCGGUAGGAGGACUCUGGGUACCGCUGCACAUAAUCGACAUUCUACUGCUGCCGAGUCUUUCCUGUAUGGCUUGCAUGCUCUUUUCAAAGGAGAUUUUCGUAUACAAUCGCAAGAUGAAUGGGUAUUUGCUGAUAUGGACUUGCUACGUUUAGUAAUCUCACCAGCCGUGAAAAUGGCUCUAAAACUUCACCAGGAUCACUUUGCUGCUAUCGAUGAUUUGGAUAAUAAUGAGUCUCUUUUCGACCGUAUAUCUGAACAUCAAGCUAGUCUGUUCAUAUCUCAUGAACAAGAUCCUGCUUGGCGUAGAGCUAUAUUGAGUAACACCCCUUCUCUUCUUGCUUUGCGGCAUAUGUAUGAUGACGGGCAGGACGAUUAUAAAAUAAUCAUGCUCAACAAGAUGCAUCAAAACAUGAGAGUCAUAAAGCUGAACCGUGAGUGUGUUCGUGCGUUCUGGGCAGGUCAGCAGCAGGAGCUAAUUUUCCUGAGAAAUAGGAAUCCAGAACGAGGAAGUAUUCAGAAUGCUCGACAAGUUUUGAGAAAUAUGAUCAACAGCUCUGCUGAUCAACCAGUUGGUUAUCCCAUAUACGUUUCCCCACUUACAACUUCCUUUGUGGAUUCUCAUCCUCAAAUCAAUAAGAUUGUUGGACCGCCUAUAACAGUAGAGGAAAUCGGCAAGUUUAUUCAUCGUAGAUGGACUUCUCUCCGUUCCCAUUUGGGACCAUCUACGAGCUCAUUUCACCAAGGUGGUUGUCCUCCACCUGCUGCUGCUCCUCAACCCAGUGCUAGAGAGCCCGAUGAUAGGACUAGCCAGUUGUCAACACACAUGCAGCCGGAAAAUUCUGUAGUACAUAUGUUAUCUGAUGGGUCUGCAAGAGUUGCCAUAGCAAGGAGGCCUCACUGUGAAACUCCUAUUGCUCUGAAGAAAACGUCAAUAAGCGAUCCGGCGGGUUCUUCAACCUCUAAGAGGCAAAGCACAGAGAAUCCUCCAGCUCAGGACGAGGGGUCUUCUAGUGAGUCAAGAGAUCUGAAUACUCAAGAGGAUGAAGAGGGCAACCCUUUGUGGGGAGAAAUCACAGACAUUGAACAUAUUUUCAAAUAUCUCACUGAACCGUUAAAAUCUACUGGCCAUCCUCUAGUGGAGUGGCCAAGUGAAGAAAUGAGACAAAUGGCCUGUCAUAAACAAUGGUACUGUCCACCAGUUCCAGGAACCACAGGAAGAAUAGUUUAUCGUUGGUAUCCUAAUCAUCCAAACAAAAAAAUGCGAAGUCACAUUGGUGCAGUUAUAUAUUUGAUUUGUGUUCCCGCUAUGGCCAACGCCUUGGUUGCUGUGGGUGAAGGAGGUUGUAACGUUUUCACAGAAAGCGCAAAAACGCAGACAGAUGAGUGUGUUCAGACAACACCAAUGGAGUGA